Molecule: messenger RNA, 1026 nt
Organism: Macrosteles quadrilineatus (aster leafhopper)
Lineage: Eukaryota; Metazoa; Arthropoda; Insecta; Hemiptera; Cicadellidae
Gene: asrij
Product: OCIA domain-containing protein 1
Exons: 6
Coding region: 180-938 (252 amino acids)
Cellular component (GO): endosome
Source: RefSeq, a predicted model, not a curated record
AGCGCAACUUGAGUUAUUUUUAUUGUUUAUGUUUUGUUUACUUCGCUUUCGUCUUGAUUAUGCAAUUUCUAGGUUAAUGUAAAAUCUUAAUAUUGCUGGAUUUGAAUCAUCAUUAUCAUUGGUCUAUAAAUCUGUUCAAAGAUUUGUGUUUGUGUGAGUCUAGUUAAAAUCGUAAAUAAAUGGCUGGAAACACCACAACAAUCCCGGCUGACCCUCUGCAUUCUCCUCAGGCCACUGCACCUACACCUUUGGUUCUUACCCCAGAAGAUAAGAAAAUAAUAGGUGAAUGUAAUCGUGAUGCAUUUUUUCAAAGAUGUAUACCAUUUGCAACAACCCUUGGAGGGCUGACAUAUAUGGCGGUGAAAGCAGGGUACAUGAGAGGAAGUGUUUCAUGGGGACCGACGCCUAAAGUUAUUGUUGCCGUAUUUGCUGGGUAUUUCGCCGGUAAGAUCUCCUACCAACAGACUUGUGCUGAGAGACUGAUGGCCAGCCCCACCAGUCAGCUGGGGGCCAUGUUACGGGCUCGCAGACAACAGGGCAGAGGAGGAUUCCAGGACACGUUGACCCUGGACAUGCCAGGCUAUCCAAUGCCUGCUCUAACAGAAGAUAAGCCCAGAGACGCUUAUCAAGACGAUCUGUCUACUAGAACAUUCACGGACCUGGACACUGAUCGACCAUACACCCAGUCAGAAGAUGCAUACAGAUACAGCUUUGAUUCUAACCCACAGAGCCCUGAAGACUUUGUGCUGCCUCCACAGUCUGCCCAGUCCAACUCUUAUGAUGAACUGAGGAGGAGGAAUAGAGAAGAGUUUGAGAAGAAACAGAAGACGUUGUACUCGUCAAGGCCAUUGGAUGACAUCCCCCGACCGUCGCCUAUCGCAGAAUUACACGACCCGUUCCGCCCUACAAACGCUUACGGAGACGUCUUCGACAAAUAACAUCCUUUAGGCCAGUAGAAGACUUAGAAAAUGUACAUAUAUUUAUUCAGCCAUUGUAAUCUUGUCCAAUAAAUUAUGCUACAAAGUU